Molecule: messenger RNA, 1050 nt
Organism: Pseudovirgaria hyperparasitica
Lineage: Eukaryota; Fungi; Ascomycota; Dothideomycetes; Acrospermales; Acrospermaceae
Product: aromatic compound dioxygenase
Exons: 1
Molecular function (GO): ferric iron binding; oxidoreductase activity, acting on single donors with incorporation of molecular oxygen, incorporation of two atoms of oxygen
Source: RefSeq, a predicted model, not a curated record
GCCCAUCCUGGAGAGGUUCACGACCACGCUCAAGUCAAAAGAGAGAUCCAAGUCCGCGACCACCUUGCCUCCAAAGCCGCCCGCUCCCUUGGAAACUGCGCCGGCACAAUAAAGGCUCGCGCCCUGGAGCAGCGUGCGAUCACCCGUCGUGCUGCCACUGCGGAACGUCUUCGCAAAGCUCGUGGUAUCACCAUGUCUCCUUACCUCCACCGUAGGGACUUGGCUGCCCUCCAGAAAUUCGAGACCGUCAACCACAACUACACCGGGACUGUCAACCCUCAUGAUCCAUCUGCCAUCUUUUCCGCCAAUACCUCUUGCGUCCUGACUCCUGAGAACACCAUUGGUCCAUACUACGUCAUUGGUGAGCUCCUGAGAGAAAAUGUCGCUGAAGACCAGGCGGGCGUGCCCAUGCAUCUCGAGAUGCAAUUCAUCGACACUAACACUUGCGAACCGGUGCCCCGGCUCCUAAUCGAUAUUUGGUCCUGCAACGCCACUGGUACAUACUCUGGCAUUGAUGUCGCUUCUGGUCAAGCCGGUCUGAAUACCACUUUCCUUCGUGGCCUUCAGCAAUCUGAUUCCGAUGGUGUUGUUCAGUUUGACACGAUCUUCCCUGGCCAUUACGACGGCAGAGCUAUCCACGAGCAUGUUGUUGUGCAUACCAACGCCCAGACCUUGCGCAACGGCAGCUGGAUUGGAGGAACCUAUGCCCACAUCGGCCAGCUCUUCUUCGACGAGUCUCUGCGAUCGGCUGUCGAGGCGACUUACCCCUAUAACACCAACACACAGGCUAUCGUGUCAAAUGAUGACGACAUGUGGGCGCCGACUCAAGCUGAUAACAACUACGACCCAUUCCCGGAAUUUGUCUACCUCUCUGACGAUAUCACGGAUGGUCUGUUGGCUUGGAUCUCAAUUGGCAUCGAUACCACUGCCAACCACACUGCCGAUGCCUCAUAUGCUGCAUACUACGAUGCUACUGGUGGUCACAACAACGCGAAUGGAGGAGUCGGCGGUGCUCCACCGAGUGGAUCGGGACCUCCUCCCAACGGAGCA